Choloepus didactylus (southern two-toed sloth) is the source of this 549-nucleotide messenger RNA. Its product is annotated as extensin-like. The transcript has a single exon. Lineage: Eukaryota; Metazoa; Chordata; Mammalia; Pilosa; Megalonychidae. The record is from RefSeq and is a predicted model, not a curated record. The annotation marks the transcript as partial.
AGCCAGGGCCCGUCGCCCUCCUCUCCGCCCCCGCGCCAGGGGGCGCAGCUCCACCCAGCCCCGAGGUGGAGCGCCGCGCCGGGGACCACCGUCCCUCCUCCCGCUCGCUCCCACCUCCCCGCUUCCGUCUUCCUCCCCCGCGCCAGGGGGCGCCUCUCUGCGCAGGGCCCCGCGGCGGAGCUGCGCGUCCCGGAGACCCCCGCGCCCCGGCGCCCGCACCGUCCCGCGCCCGCGGUCCUUGCCCCGCGUCUUCACCACAGCGUUUCUCUGUGGGGCGGGACCCUCCCAUCUCAGAGGUUCUCCGGGGACCCGCGUCCCAGCUCAGGGUGCUGCCCGCCGCCGCCACAGGGCCCGCAGCUCAUUGCCCGCUCCCACUCCGCACACUGGCCGGCGGCCGGGCCGGGACUGCGCACCUGCGCCCUGGGGCGGAGUCCCUCCCCCAGCCCCAGCUUCACUGCACACAGCCGCGCUCGGACAGGCCGCCUCCCCCUCUCCAUCCCUGGACACCUGGCGGAGCCCGCGCUGACAGCCUCCUCCAGCUUCCAUCUG